AUGUCGUCUUUUCGAAGCCCCUCGCUAACUGCGUGGCUCAAAGUCGCCACACUGACGGCUACCAGUAUUUUGGGUGCAUCUGCUGCGGCAACUCCCAGAGCUGCGGCUUGUCUAGAUGUCUGGACUCCUAUCACCGCUAAGGACUACAAUGCCGCUAUCAACCCCGGAUGGAACCUUGGCAAUACGCUUGAUGCGAUUCCUGAUGAAGGGUCAUGGAACAACCCGGCUGUCGUCCAGGCUACAUUUGACGACGUGAAGAAGGCUGGCUUCAACAGUGUUAGAAUCCCAGGUAAGACUAACGAGAAUACCUUUCAAAUGGAGGGAGCCAGGCUUACCGUUCAAGUUACCUAUACCCAUCACUUCACUGGAAGUUCGCCAGACUGGACAAUCAAUUCCACUUGGCUUCAGAGAGUUUCCAAGGUUGUUGACAUGGCCCUAUCAAGCGGGCUCUAUGUGAUUACAAACGUUCACCAUGAUUCCUGGGAGUGGGCCGAUGUUUCAGCGUCUGGUGCGAACUUGACCAUGAUCGAGGAAAAGUUCUAUAGAACUUGGGUGCAGAUUGGCCAGACUCUUGCGUGCAAAUCGCCUAAGCUUGCUCUUGAGCCUAUCAAUGAGCCUCCCGCCAACACAGCAGCAGACGGCGCGGAGUUGAACAAACUCAACGAGCUGUUUCUAAAAGCACUUGCUGAGUCUGGUGGACAGAACGCUGCACGUGUCGUCACGUUGGCCGGUGGUAGCAUGGACAGCAUCAAAACUUCAGAGUGGUUCAAACUGCCGACAGGUAACUACAAGGCAAAACAGUAUCUGGCACUACAGUACCACUACUACAGCCCUUAUGACUUCAUCUUCCAAGCUUGGGGAAAGACGAUAUGGGGCUCCGAUGCCGAUAAGGCCACCCUGGAAGCUGACAUUGCGAACAUCCGCGGCAAUUUUACCGACCUUCCUCUGGUGAUUGGGGAGGCUGAAGCUGGCAUGUUACUUGAGCCGGCCGCAAGGCGCAAGUACAUCGACUUCUUUGCACGCACGGCCAAGAAAUACGACACCUCCUUGAUUGUUUGGGAUAAUGGCGACGGCUACCUAGACCGUAGCACACACACAUGGAGAGAUCCUCAGCUUCUCGAUAUACUCAAGAAUGCAGUUAAGGGGGUAUCAAACAGUCUCUCGGAUUCCACGACUGAUGGCUCAGCAACCUCGCAGUCCAGUUCGGCCUAUAUCUUCCACAAAGUCGGAGCUGCAGUCACAGACCAGGUUGUCAAGUUUCUUCUGAAUGGAAACACAGUCAAAUCUAUUCGUGCCACGGACGGAACAGUUCUUAGCUCGUCGAAAGACUACUCUGUUUCUGGUGGUGACGUGACCGUGAAAUCAGCAUUCCUCUCAAAGUACCUGUCGGCCACAGCAGCGCCGGGUAGCAAAACCAACCUCACCGUGUCAUUCUCCGCCGGAGCUGAUGCUACUGUAGAGGUUGUGCAAUGGGAUGUACCAGUACUGGGCUCGACAACAUCCAAGGCUCAAGCUGGAUCUGAUCUUAUCAUCCCGAUCACUUGGAAGGGCCUGUAUAAACUCGCUGCAGUCAAGAUGCUUCGCAAUGACGGGGUUUAUCUGUUUGAUGACUGGACCCAGUACUUGGGACCUCUGCAGCAAGCACGCGGAACAUAUAGCGGCCAGUGGGACCGUGACGGCGCAUCUGUGAAGCUUAUGGCUGCAACGGUCGCCCAAGUUAUCUCAGGUGGAGUCACGACAACGUUCACGUUCGAAUUCUACCCCAGAGUACCCGGAAACUCGGUCAACUACACUCUGACAGUGUAA
Neoarthrinium moseri is the source of this 1806-nucleotide messenger RNA. RefSeq lists its product as uncharacterized. Gene Ontology annotation, cellular component: cell surface; extracellular region. Gene Ontology annotation, molecular function: beta-glucosidase activity. The coding region runs from base 1 to 1806 and encodes 601 amino acids. Lineage: Eukaryota; Fungi; Ascomycota; Sordariomycetes; Amphisphaeriales; Apiosporaceae. The record is from RefSeq and is a predicted model, not a curated record. Gene Ontology annotation, biological process: glucan catabolic process. The transcript is spliced from 6 exons.